AGCUGCUGAGUAAGUCAUGAUAAUGCGUGCAACAGCGAGGAGACUGCCACAAGCUAGAAAGAAAAAUCUGGCUAAUAUUAGAUUUAAUAAAGGACAGACACCAUUAAAGAUUCUUAUUUUCAUUUAACUCUUCUUGCAAAAUGCGACUAACGCGGAAACGGUGGACUAUCUGUACGAUAAGCAUCCUGCUGAUUUUCUAUAAGACAAAAGAAAUAACAAGAAGUGAUGAACAUCAGGAAGCUCAACUCACGGGGGACAAUGAGCUCAGCUCCAGACUGAUGGUGAACGGCACGGAGGGGGUCCUGAGGAAAGGCGUGCCUCCAUUCUUCCAGCACUCGGUCAAGGGCUGGCGACUCAAUUCUUCUCUCGUCGUCAUGAUAAGGAAAGACGUCCUGCGCUUCCUGGACGCGGAGCGGGACGUGUCGGUGGUGAAGAGCAGCCUGCGGCCGGGGGACAUCAUCCACUACGUGCUGGAGCGCCGGCGCACGCUCAACGUGUCACACGCGCUGCACAGCCUGCUGCCGGACGUGUCGCCCAUGAAGAACCGCCGCUUCAAGACCUGCGCCGUGGUGGGGAACUCCGGCAUCCUGCUCAACAGCGGCUGCGGUCGCGAGAUCGACCGCCACGACUUCGUCAUACGGUGCAACCUGGCGCCGCUGGCGGAGUUCGCCGAGGACGUGGGGCGGAGGUCAGACUUCACCACCAUGAACCCCUCGGUCAUCCAGCGGGCGUUCGGCGGGCUGAAGAAUGAGACGGACCAGGAGCGCUUCGUGCGGCGGUUGACGGCGCUCAACGAGAGCGUCCUCUGGAUCCCGGCCUUCAUGGUGAAGGGCGGGGAGAAGCACGUGGAGUGCGUCAACGACCUCAUCCUGAAGAACCAGCUCCGCGUGCGGACAGCUUACCCCUCGCUGAGGCUGGUCCACGCCGUCAGAGGGUACUGGCUGACGAACAAGGUAAACAUCAAACGGCCCAGCACGGGGCUGCUGAUGUACACCCUGGCAACGCGCUUCUGCGACGAGAUCCACCUGUACGGAUUCUGGCCUUUCCCGAAGGACUCCAGAGGCACCCCGGUGAAGUACCACUACUACGACACGUUAAAGUACCGAUACUUCUCCAACGCCAGUCCUCACAGGAUGCCCCUGGAGUUCAAAACCUUGAAGGUCCUCCACAGCCGAGGCGCCCUAAAACUGACCACCUCGAAGUGCGCGCGGCCCUGAGGCCCCGCCCCCCUCGCCACAUCGAGCGCAGCGAUUGGCUGGACUCAAGGAUUUGUGAAGACCGCUCUGAUCAUUGUGACGUAGCAUUCGUGCUCAGGAGGGAGAAGAGAGGGAGAAGAGGGGCGGGGCCAUGGGGCAGG
Conger conger (European conger) is the source of this 1357-nucleotide messenger RNA. RefSeq names its product ST8 alpha-N-acetyl-neuraminide alpha-2,8-sialyltransferase 4 (gene st8sia4). Gene Ontology annotation, molecular function: alpha-N-acetylneuraminate alpha-2,8-sialyltransferase activity. NCBI's taxonomy places the organism in Eukaryota, Metazoa, Chordata, Actinopteri, Anguilliformes, Congridae. Gene Ontology annotation, biological process: oligosaccharide metabolic process; N-glycan processing. The transcript is spliced from 5 exons. The coding region runs from base 141 to 1217 and encodes 358 amino acids. The record is from RefSeq and is a predicted model, not a curated record.